AUGGGAACACUUCGUCUCGAUCAGCCAGGACUUUGGAAUGGUGCAGAGUACUGGAUAGCAUGGGUUGAUCUGGAGAACUCUGAGCGCUCCCCACGUCGUGCUCUCCAACAUUUGCAGCGAAGACAUCGUCGCGGAGCUCCAGAGAAUGCCUACGUUCCUGACACAAAGGAGAUCUUUCACGACGUUGGCGAGGAGCAAAAGGAGGAGCUGCUGCAUUACCACAGUGAGAUUGAUCAGGAGGAAAGGUCGCCACUGAGAAUCCUCAAGAACUCGCGGGUGUGUGGGAAUUGCCACUCGGCUAUCAAGUUUGUGUCCAAGAUGGUGAGACGGUCUAUAACGGUGAGAGACACCAGCCGGUUCCAUCACUGUAGCACCGGGGCAUGCUCUUGUGGAGAUUAUUGGUGA
Molecule: messenger RNA, 405 nt
Organism: Selaginella moellendorffii
Lineage: Eukaryota; Viridiplantae; Streptophyta; Lycopodiopsida; Selaginellales; Selaginellaceae
Product: pentatricopeptide repeat-containing protein DWY1, chloroplastic-like
Exons: 2
Coding region: 1-405 (134 amino acids)
Molecular function (GO): zinc ion binding
Source: RefSeq, a predicted model, not a curated record